Messenger RNA from Hordeum vulgare subsp. vulgare (domesticated barley), 595 nucleotides. RefSeq lists its product as uncharacterized. The record is from RefSeq and is a predicted model, not a curated record. NCBI's taxonomy places the organism in Eukaryota, Viridiplantae, Streptophyta, Magnoliopsida, Poales, Poaceae. The coding region runs from base 10 to 405 and encodes 131 amino acids. The transcript has 3 exons.
ACAGAAGAGAUGAAGUUCUUAAGUUACAGAGGACUAGGUAGUAUAUGUUGUUCUUUUACUGAUAAAACAAACUUACUCUUCGAGGCAAAUUUGGCUGGUAAUCACGAUGCAGAUUUGGAAACCAAACACGCGGCACAAAAGAAGAAACCAGCCAAGAAGGCAAGUGCACCGGUGAGACAUGAUGACGACGAAGCACUCAACCUAAAAGAUCGCAUGGCUGCUUGUACUAUUGGUGACUCCCCUCCAAAACGUAGUGCCGCGGAAUCCGAGACUACAAAAGAACAGAAAGGAAAGAAAAGGCGGAACGAAUCAAGCAAAAGAGGCACGACAAAGAAGGCUACGACACCCUUAACCAAGUUGUCUGGUGAGAGCGAGGACAACAAAUUUGUCAUGGAAGAAGCGUAGCUGAUGACGGUGGAGAAGGUGGUGUUGUCCGGUUGCACGCCGUCCCGCAGCAUUGCGUCUCAGAGCGCCUCCGUUUUGCUCCAGCGCUGCCGCUUGCGCAAACACCUUGAGCACGACGUUGUACAGGAUGACCUUGCUGCGGACCUCCGCGUUCUCCAGGAACCAGCGCAGUGCGAGCAUGGUGGUAGCC